AUGAAUGAGAAUGCUAUUGUAAAUAUCCAUCUGGCAUUAGUAGAUGGGGCGCUGUCAAGCAUAGAGGAUAAAAAUACAACAAAUGAGAUAUAUGACACUCUAACAAAGCUAUAUGAGGAAAAAUCCUUGUACAACAAAAUCAUCUUAAAAAGAAGACUUUACACUCUAAGGAUGACGAAAUCUACAUCGAUGACCGACUACAUUAACAUCCUAAAUACAUUGUUCUCCCAACUCACAACGUUGAGGCAUACUAUCAGUGUGAAUGAACAUGCAGAACUUCUACUUCAGAGUCUAUCUGACUCGUAUGAUCAGCUCAUCAUCAACCUAACAAACAACAUCCUCAGAAACAAUCUAGUCUUUGACAACGUUGCAGCCGCUGUUCUGGAGGAAGAAAAUCAAUGCAAGAACAAGGAAGACAGACAGACAAGUUCACAACAAGCGAAUGCCUUAUUGGUGACGAGAGGAAGAUCAAUAGAACGUGGCUCCAGUGGGAGUCAUACUCAUGGUAGAUCAAAAUCAAGAAGUGAUUGUGAUAAUAGCAAAUCUACCACAUGCUAUGUAUUUGCACUUGCUAGCGGAGCUGUAAGCUGGAUUUUAAAACUGCAGUCAGUUGUGGCUAAUUCAACAACAGAAGCAGAAUAUGUAGUAGCUACACAAGCUAGUAAAGAGGCGAUAUGGUUGAAGAUGGUGCUGGAGCAACUCGGGUAUGAACACAAGAAGAUAUCUCUAUUUUGUGAUAGUUAG
Messenger RNA from Asparagus officinalis (garden asparagus), 744 nucleotides. RefSeq lists its product as uncharacterized. The record is from RefSeq and is a predicted model, not a curated record. Bases 1 to 744 code for a protein of 247 amino acids. NCBI's taxonomy places the organism in Eukaryota, Viridiplantae, Streptophyta, Magnoliopsida, Asparagales, Asparagaceae. The transcript has 2 exons.